This is a messenger RNA of Bufo bufo (common toad), 1501 nucleotides long. RefSeq names its product translocase of inner mitochondrial membrane 21 (gene TIMM21). Bases 107 to 757 code for a protein of 216 amino acids. The record is from RefSeq and is a predicted model, not a curated record. Lineage: Eukaryota; Metazoa; Chordata; Amphibia; Anura; Bufonidae. Gene Ontology annotation, cellular component: TIM23 mitochondrial import inner membrane translocase complex. Gene Ontology annotation, biological process: protein import into mitochondrial matrix. The transcript is spliced from 6 exons.
CUACAUCUCCCAGAGGGCAGUGCGGAGGGGAACGCGGGGCCUGCAGCAGCACACAGGACACGUCAAGUUCAUUGAGUGACUGGCAUGCUGGGAACUGGAGGGAGUCAUGAGUCUGUGCCAGUAUCUGUGGAGGGCAGCGGUGAGGGGGCAGCCGCUCCUGUACUGCCCGCCCCACAGCUGGAGGGCGCCCUCCAUCGGCCGGGUGCAGCACUUCUUCACAGGCAGGCGCUUGCCCCAGGUUCGGGAGCAGAACAAGCGCACUAAUCUGCAAGUCAAGGCUGAAGGGGCCCCUCCACUGACCGCAGCCCAGAAAGUGAAAGAAGCGGGAAGAGACUUUACCUAUCUCAUUGUGGCUCUCAUCGGGGCUGGAAUUACCGGAGGACUUUUAUAUGUGGUGUUCACAGAACUGUUUUCUUCAUCAAGCCCUAGUAAAUUAUAUGGAAAUGCAUUUGAGAAGUGCCGAAAGCACCCCGAGGUUAUUGGAGCUUUUGGUGAACCUAUCAAGGCAUUUGGAGAGGCCACAAGGCGUGGAAGAAGACAGCAUGUUGCCUCCAGUGAGUACUUGAAAGAUGGCUUGAGGUGCAUGCGGUUGAAGUUCUACAUUUCAGGUUCAGAGCCAAGAUUGCAAGGUGUCGUGCAUGUGGACUUGAAGGAGAACCCACAAAGCAAGAAGUAUGAAUUUCAGUAUAUACUGGUUGACAUCGACACUUUUCCACGCAGAACCAUUGUUGUGGAGGAUAAUCGGUAUAUGAAUUAGGAAAGUACUGUGGUAAUGAAAAAGCUUUUCUGGAGUGUUGGAAGCCAUAAGGCUUGCUUUGGCAGGAAGUGUAAUGCCCAGGAUGAGCUGCAAAUGAAUCGUGACCCGUUUGUUUGGAAGAAGGAAACUGAAAUGAACCAUGUACCACUGGCAUAUGAAGACUCCUUGACCCUUUAUGCCCGUGACAGAAAUCUUGUGCCAGAUACACACAUUGUUCAUAUUGUGAUUUAUAUUAUAUUUUUUUUUAAGCGUCUUAACUAUGUGCUUUUUAUGUUUUGAAAGGGGUUGUCUUUUUUUUUUUUUUUUUCUUUUUUUUUUUAUAUUGAUAACCAUUGGGAUAGGUCAUCAGUAUCAGAUCGGCUGAGGGGCCGACUCCCGGAACCCCACCGAUUAGCUGUUUGAAGAAGAGGAGGUGCUUGUACCAGCGCUGCCUUCUCUUCACUGUUUACCUGCUCGCUGUCACAGCUGCAGCAGGUGUAGUUACAGAAACACUGUCCCAUUCACUUCAAUGCAGCAGCUCCUUCCUGUUCAGGUGAAUAGGAUGAAGCCGUCCUAUUGAAGUGAAUGGGGAUGGAGCAGUUGUAAUCAGACCUGCUUACUGCUGCUUUUGCGACAGCAAGCAGGUAAAGAGAAGGCAACGCUCCUACAAGCGCCUCCUCCUCUUCAAACAGCUAAUGGUGUCGGGAGUCGGAUCCCCCGCCGAUCUGAUAUUGAUGACCGAUCCGGAAUAUAGCUAAUUAAUAU